UCGCUCUCUGGGCUUCUUAUAAUUCUGUGAAGUUACAGCCGCCAUGAUAUGAAAGAUUUGUAAUGUUUACUAGAAUACGGAUGGAGUUCUUGAUGCUUUGUAACUAUAAUAAUUACAUUCUGCUACCAUAGAAGUAUGGUUGAAAAAAUGUCGAGUGACCUUGGUACUCCAUCUCGUGCUUCAAAUGCACUUUUGAGGCGUGCUCAGGCAAUAAAAGAUUGGCUGGCAAGUGAUACUGCUAAAGAGAAACCAGUGCGUUUACCUGUACAAUUUACAAUAAAAUUCGAUAAAGGAACUGUAUUUCUAUCAGCUGUAGCAAGUGGCGAUUUAGAAGAGACAGAAAGAUUAUUAAAGGAAGGCGUAGACAUAGAUUAUACCAAUAUUGACGGCCUUACUGCACUUCACCAGGCCUGUAUCGAUGAAAAUGAUGAUAUGGUUAAAUUACUCCUUAAUAAAGGAGCAAAUAUUGAAGCUUGUGACAAUGAAGGAUGGACCCCAUUGCAUGCUGCAGCUAGUGCUGGAAACAUCGACAUAGCUCAAAUUCUUAUUGACAAUGGAGCUGAUCUUAGUGCAGUCAACAAUGAAGGUGAAGUUCCCCUUGAUCUUGCAGAGGAAGAAGAAAUGGAAGAAUUUCUUUCAGAAGAAAUUGAUGCACAAGGUGUUGAGGUAGAAGAUGCACGAAAUGAAGAAGAACGUAAAAUGAUCGAAGAUGCAAACGGUUGGAUAAAUAAUAAAGAAGUAGAUGAAAUUUUAGAUUGGCAAGGUGCAACCGCACUUCAUGUGGCAGCUGCAAAAGGAUAUAAUAAAGUUAUUAGUCUGUUACUUCAAAUUGGAAACAUAGAUGUCAAUGUUCGUGACAAUGACGGCUGGACUCCGUUGCAUGCUGCGGUUCACUGGGGCUCAAAAACAGCAUGUGAAUUGCUAACUGAAGCUGGUGCAGACUUUGAACUUAAAAACAGUAAUGGUCAAACACCAUGUGACUUAUCAGAGCCCGAAUUUUUAAAAACUGCAGAAAACUGUCGAAAACUUUCGAAAGAAUUAGCUAAGAAACCAAAUUUCACAAAAAAUAAAAGGAUGGAUAUUACAAUAGACAUGAACGACAAUUCCAUGAUUGCCAAGGAGAUUAAUGAGAUGUUAAAGAAAACUCCCGUCCGUCCAAUCGUGAAAGGCAGUCGUGCAAAUUUUAAUAACAAUGGAAAAAAUACCGAAAAAAUAACUAAUGACAAUAAAGUUUCAAAAAACAAAUCAGAAAAAAGAACUGGUUCAGGUGAAUCUGACCACGACUCUGAUUCUGAGAAUAGGCCAGCUUCGACUAAAAAUAUUUCUUCGAAGCGUUCGUCCACGGCACCAUCAACGACAUCCAGUAGAACUAGCUUGCAGAGUAACCCACUGCGCACGUCGAGCGCUUUAAAUCGUGACGAAAAGAAAGACAAUAAACAGGAGGUGACAAUUACCUCAGUUACUUCAAAAUUUCAAAAUCGAUUUAAGGAGACAGAAAAAGAGGAACCUAAGAAGGCAGAGCCAGCGUCGCGCACUACCUUCACAGCACGAACCAGACCUACCUCGGGUAAAACAGAGCCACCAAAAUCGGAAGAGAAGAAACCAGAAGAGUCCAGAACAAGUAGGUUCGGAGCUCUGCGCGCAACAACAACUUCAUCUUCGAUUACAGUCACAAAAGACGACAAAGAAGACGACACUGCACGAAAUCGACUGCGUGGAAAAAUCAAACUCGACGAGAAUGACACCGACUCGAGAUUUCGAAAAAAUAAAACAACGAAUGAACCAAGUUCUCCUCGCUCCUCGCUGUUUGGUUCUUCUCGUGUGGGAGGAGGAGGGGGUAGUGACUGGAGAACGCGUCUGGCAGAAAGAUCUAAAGAUGCUGAUAAUGACGAUGUCACGUCUGCGAGUGCUCGAACUAAAAAUAUUAGCAAGAGCAGUGAGGCUAGUUCGGAGGGUAGUCAAGAAAGCGAUUAUAGUCGCUCUCCGAGCGAAAGCGAAAGCAAUCGUAUCUCGCCGCACUCGCGCAGAGUGGCUCAUCGAAAUUUAAGAGAAACUCGUCGUCCGACAGGUGUAGCUUAUAUGCCAGACCAGAAGCAAGAUGAGGACGAAAAUGACUCAACCGAACCUGAUAAUAAACGAAGCGACACGACUGAACGAACGCGUGGAAGAGUCUCAACCGAAGAUGAAAAUUCUCGCAUGAGCAUCGCGGAAAGACUGCGCAAAAAGAAUGCUGAGCUCCUGUCAUCGACUGAUCGUACGUCAGAACGAAGCUCUUUUUCCGACAGAACGUCUGCUAUUUCCGAUCGAUAUAGCACUUCGUCGAGUAUUCGAGAUCGAACGUCAAAUAGGAACUCAACCUCUAGUUCCGACACGGGUGAUACUAAAGACAGCCAACGUAAAUUAGAUCAAGCACUCAAAGAUGUGCAGGAAUACAAGCAAAAAUACGAGAAAAUAAAACAAGAAAAGGAAGCGCUAGAAAGACAAUUAGAGCAGUACAAAGAAGACAUCGACAAAAUGCAAGAACUAAAGAAUGAUAAUCUACGCCUUAAGGAUGAAAAUGGCGCCCUAAUAAGAGUUAUAAGCAAGUUAUCUCGGACCCCGGCUUCUUAAUACCUUUUUUAGUAGGGAGUAAUUUAAUACGUUGAACAGACUGUUUUUGUACUACGAAGAAGCCGCUGUGUCGCUACAGAAGAUUUUUAUGACCUCGGCAAUGGAUUGAAGACAGCGUGAACUAGGGAAGCUGCGCACUCGACGAUUUGUCACAUGCACGUUUUUUGUUUGUUUGUUAUGCGAAACUGUUCUAUCGCAAUGUUUUGAGCUCAACAUUUUUAUCACUUUUUGCAUGACGUUUUAGCGUUGUUUUUUUUUUUUUUUUUCUUAAUUUAUAGUAUUUUUGUCAUAUGCAAACAUCCUUAAUUGAUUGUUUGUGCGUUCAGUGCAAAAUUCAUUUUUAAUAAACUCACUAUCCAGGGGAUUUUUCAAAAAAAAGAUUGUUUUGCAUUGAUUGGUUUAGGCUUAAAUAUUGAUUUCAAACAAAUCCUAUUUUUUUCUUAUUGUAAUUUUUGGUGUCUCGGCACUUGUAAAUAUAAUCUUUUUCAUGGACGUUACCGUCAUUUUUUGGGGUUGACGCUGUCCUUAUCUGGAGAAACAAACAUGUGUGCAGGAAUAGUAACCCCCGGUAACAUCAGUUUAUAAUCUCAAAAUAAAUAAUAUUGUUAUAUUUUUCUAUUGUUGAUGAUCUAUGUCUACAUCUAAAAAAAUGAAACUUUUUUUGCUUAGAUACCUAGCAACUUCGUUUCCAUUGACUGUAAAUCUUGUGUUCCAAGAUUACAAAACUGACCUGGGAACGAGGUUGAAAAAAGUUUCGGUUCGAAUCUACCGGAUAAAUUUUUAGAUAUAUUGAAUUGUAAUACGUAUAUCAGUGUGAUUAUGAGAGACUGGGUCUAGUCUAUCAUAAAUAGCUUACCUGAGUACGAGUGUUGUUUUUAUUAGAUUAUUUGCACUUGUGUUUCACAGAAUGGAAAAGUCUAAUUUGUAUGAGUGAUCUUAAA
Messenger RNA from Hydractinia symbiolongicarpus, 3551 nucleotides. RefSeq names its product protein phosphatase 1 regulatory subunit 12A-like. Lineage: Eukaryota; Metazoa; Cnidaria; Hydrozoa; Anthoathecata; Hydractiniidae. The coding region runs from base 136 to 2610 and encodes 824 amino acids. The record is from RefSeq and is a predicted model, not a curated record. The transcript has 16 exons. Gene Ontology annotation, molecular function: protein kinase binding; enzyme inhibitor activity; phosphatase regulator activity. Gene Ontology annotation, cellular component: cytoplasm.